Messenger RNA from Aureobasidium vineae, 2427 nucleotides. The record is from the annotation of a GenBank genome assembly. NCBI's taxonomy places the organism in Eukaryota, Fungi, Ascomycota, Dothideomycetes, Dothideales, Saccotheciaceae.
AUGAAUUCAAGCGCAUCUGAAGAGGAUGACAAUUGUCUCUCCUGUAGAAUCUGCCGAUUCCAGGGAGGCCUCGAUCUUCCCACCCCUACUAUCACCAACCUUGACGAUCUGCGCACUCAGUCACAUGCCUUCUCGAUCAGCAUCUUCAGACACUGGGUCCUCCUCAACAAGAUACUCAAGCGUUUUGAGGGUCAAAUCCAGAAGCGAUGGAUCAAGCGCAACAACAACCAGAGGCUCUCGGUUCUCCUUCAGGCCUGGCCACACAUGGCAGCCACUCAUCGCCCAGAAUUUGCAACUUUGCGUAAGAUUAGCGUGAACAACAACAAGCGACGCCCCAAUCAAGCCAAGGAAAAGGAGGCUUAUCUUUGGCCAUACAUCAACCAGGAGGAUCUGGUCCAGUCGCACAACCUCCUCAUCUUUCUCAACUCUCGCGGACGUCACCUUCCUGACAAGUUUGUCUUCGGCGAUCAACAUCAAGCAAGUGUCGGCAAGCCAUGCGGCACCAGCGAAGUCGACAAGUACAAGAUGUCGCUCCACGGACAAAGAUCGCCCAAGACUUAUGGUUCGCUGGUCCUUCGCGACACAGGAGACAGGGUUCAGCAAGAACUGAGGAUGGAACCCGCUGCCGGUCUCCAGGCCCUUGAGGUACAGGAGCGCAUCCUUGACUUUCUCGUCAAAUGCUGUCGCCUAAUCCUGCAUGAUAUGGACCUCGACCAACUGGACGUCAUUGAGACCAAGCCUUCUCCGCCUCAGAUCAACCCUACCUUGCCCGUCCACACUGUCACUGCCAUGGCUCAGCUUGCACCAUACCGCCUGCCACAGAAACUUGACAUGAAACGACUCAGAGUACUUAUUUCGGCAAGACGCGAGGAGGCCGAGGAGCACGUUUGGGCUUUGCGUGAGGACCCAGGCUACUUUGCGCAUACUAUGAGAGAAUGGUCAGAGCACUCACCUUUCAUGAUUCCUGACAAGUUCAAGAGACCACACAGCAUGGUCGGUGAGCCUGUAUUCUGGGACAAGGUGGCAACAAACAUGAUCUUUCACGCUUACAGCAGCCUGAUUCUAUUCGCUACUGCCGACGAGGCUGUUACUCUCGCCCAGGAAAGGCUCGACAGCUGUCGCCACAGGCUUGAGCUAUCUUCUAGUCUACCACCCGAGGUUGAGAAGAUCUUCCAGAGGCUAGAUCACAUCGUUCAGAUCGUGGCCGAUGAGCCUCUAGGUGAGCUGAUGCUCGGGUUCCCUGCGUCGCCACCCAUGCGUUAUGGUUAUGAGAGAGCAGCUGCCGAUUCUAGCCCCUCAUUCAACACUUUGAAGGUCAAGAUGGGUAGACUGAGUGCAGCAUGGAGGGUUCAAGUCCUGUUCAGAACCUUGCUGAGCCCUGAACAGCAAAAGAAGCAUGGCUUGAACAACACGGUCGAAGAAAUUCAGAGAAUGCUGGACGAGCACAGCAAGGACAGUGAUCUCAUCUCCAGUUGGGUGGCCAGCAGGUUCUCGGACCUGGCACUCAUGUCGGAGGUCAGACGACAGCUUGGCCUUUUCCAGCCAUGGUGUACCGCUUGGCGAAGCAAGUGUUUCAUCGAAGACGAUGCUCCCUACUUCUUCAGCAUGGUCGAAUGUGUACAUGACUUCACUUCAUGUGCGGUGCUUGAUGCAGCUGAUCCUGCGUUCUUUGCAUAUCCUUCUGACAAACGCAAGACGCGCGAGACUGUUAUUCAGAUGCGACUCGCCGAGAAGCGCUUGGACAAGUUCUGGGCUACGGUGGACAAUCACUGCGAGACGCACACGUCCUACUCGGUGCUCCACCUCCUCAUGGACUUCUUCACCGACUGGAACAGAAAGAUUCACAGAACCAAGCCUUGGAAGGAGCCGAAGGAGAAUGGCUACAGACCCAGCCAGCAACUAGAGGAUGACAAGGAUGGGGAAAUUGAGCUGCUGGGAGGCAUUACUCCACAGAAAGCCAAAGCCAAGACUAGACCUAAUGGUCCUACACCAUCUCCGGAACAGGAGGUACGCAGAGAUUCGGCUACAAGCACGGAAGAAAAGGAGGAUAUCGAGGUGAAGAAGAUUAAGGUCAACAAACGUGCUUUCAAGGUCUUUGCUACGAUGUUCCACGUACCUUCUGCCAGUGAGCAGCAGAACACUGGGGAGGUUGCCUGGUCUGAAUUCUUGUACUCAAUGAAGAUGAUUGGAUUCUCUGUCGAGAAGCUGUAUGGAUCCAGUUGGCAAUUUACGCCCGAUACGAUCGAUCUGCAGAGAAGCAUCCAGUUCCAUGAACCACACCCUCGCGCGAAGAUGUGGUUCUGGCUUUCGAAGGAGUAUGGUCGCAGAUUGAACAGGUAUGUGAUGGUAUCAAAUCCUGCUGAAAGUAUACUAAUGAGGAUGAUANGAGCCUAUGGUUGGACCGGCGAGACGUUUGACUUGCAGUGA